UACCUCUCAAACCUAUCCAGAUCCACGCUUGGAUCCUAUCACAUGUCGGAUACCCUUCCCUGGUCAUGUUUGCGACCCAUCUGCUAUUCUUAGCGAUGAAGAACGCCUGAGGCUAAUGCAAAGGAUAAAUGAGUUUCGACCUAUUACUGCAGGGAUUCGAAACACUUCUCCAGCUUGUCGCAGUCAACCCGAAAAGAACUUAGAAAUCUUCGUCAUAGUUAUCGAUAAAAUUGGUAGCAUUCCUGGUGCUCCAAUUGAUAUAGAAAAGUUUGCGAACAACUUAAAGAAACGAUUCCAGAAUUAUCAGGUGAGCAGCUGUUGGCUACCUUUAGAUGUCUAUAGUUAUGGAUCGUAUUUUGGUUUUUAA
This is a messenger RNA of Strongylus vulgaris, 367 nucleotides long. Lineage: Eukaryota; Metazoa; Nematoda; Chromadorea; Rhabditida; Strongylidae. The record is from the annotation of a GenBank genome assembly.